AAGUAUAAUUACAGUAAGACAGAAAGUGGAGUCAGAGUGGAGAAGAGGAAGAAAGACAGAGUGUGUGUGUGUGUGUGUGUGUGUGAGAGAGAGAGAGAGAGAGAGAGAGAGAGCCCAGCCCACUUGUACAAAACCAUUCACCUCGUGCAUAGUGAGCAGUCCCAGAGCUCUACACUGCUUCCCCAGGGCUCAUCCACAAGACGCCUGCCUUUCCCAUCCAAACUUCUCAGAGACCCAGAAGCAAGAGAGAGAAAAGGAGAAAGAACACCUACAAGUGAAGCAACCGGCAGAACUAUUCUUCCUCUUCAGUCAUCACCUCUCGUCACAGCAGCUCUCCUCUUAGCAACAAGGAUUACCAUUUUUCAAUCCUUUACUUGAUUUUAGUAGGUCAAACUUUUUAAAAGUUUUAGGUCAAAACUUUUUUUUUUCUUUUUUUUUCAAACCUAUCAGACUGAACACAUCCACAGCUACAAGACAGGUAGUUCCUGGAGGGACAUUUGAUCAAGAGGAAAAAGUUUUUCUUUUUUUUUAUUCUAGUUAGUUAGGCUGCUGUGGUCAGUUUGCAUCAUUUCUUCAGCCUCCUGCUCCAAGGAUGACGCUCCUGCCUGCCAUGAGUGUAGCACUGCUGCUCCUGGCUCACUGCUAUUCACUUAAUGCCAUGGCCACCUCGGGCACCUUGGCAUCCGCGCCCUCUUCACCAUCGGACUGCCCCUCUUGUGCCAUGGCACGGCUGCGGAGGAGUGGCACAGAAGCACUAAUGGAGGAGGAGGAGGCGCAGCAGGAUGUGGUGGAAGCGGUGAAGAGGCACAUCCUCAGCAUGCUGCACCUGCAGGAUCGGCCCAACAUCACACACCCAGUACCCCGCGCUGCCCUGCUCAAUGCCAUCCGCAAGGUCCAUGUGGGCCGCGUGGCCAAGGACGGCAGCGUGCUGAUCGACGACGAGCCUCACGGACGCCUCGAGGCCGAGAACAGUGAACAGACAGAAAUUAUCACCUUCGCCGAAGCUGGUGAAACCCCAGGUCUGAUAAACUUCCUCAUCUCUAAAGAGGGUUACGAGAUGUCUGUGGUGGAGCAGGCCAAUGUCUGGAUCUUCCUGCGGCUUCCAAAGGGCAACCGCACCCGCGCAAAUGUCACCAUUCGACUGCUCCUGCAGCAGCCGGGCUCUGGGGAGAAGCUGGUGGCUGAGAAAGCAGUUGACACUAGACGCAGCGGCUGGCACACUUUCCCCAUGGCAUCUAGUAUGCAGUCUCUGCUGGAACAGGGCAUAAGUGCACUGAACCUGCGUGUCUCGUGCCCAUCAUGUGCCGAUGCCCGUGCUACACCGGUCCUGGUGACUCCUGGAGGAGGAGGAGAGCGAGAACAGUCUCACCGGCCCUUUCUGAUGGCUGUGGUGCGUCAAAUGGAGGAGAACGGGCCAAGACGGCGCCGCAAGCGUGGCCUGGAAUGCGAUGGCAAGGUACGUGUGUGCUGCAAGCGUCAGUUCUACGUCAAUUUCAAAGACAUUGGCUGGAACGACUGGAUCAUUGCACCGACUGGCUACCACGCCAACUACUGUGAGGGUGAGUGCCCGAGCCAUGUGGCCAGCAUCACAGGCUCAGCACUUUCCUUCCAUUCCACUGUCAUCAACCACUACCGCAUGCGCGGUUACAGCCCCUUCACUAGCAUCAGGUCGUGUUGUGUCCCCACGCGCCUCCGUGCCAUGUCUAUGCUCUACUACAAUGAGGAGCAGAAGAUUGUCAAGAAGGACAUCCAAAACAUGAUUGUGGAGGAGUGUGGCUGCUCAUAAGACAAAAAAUUACUAAAGACAUACAAAGACAAGCAUAAGAGCAGGGAAGGACAGUACAGAGUGCCGAGUUUGGCUUGUAGGCCAGGGUGGGGAGGGAACAGGGACCAGUGCCCUAAUGGCAAGGACUUGGGCAAAAAGAAAAAGGAGUGAGGUGAAGGGAUGAGGGAAAGAGCUUGAAAGAGCUCUCUUCAUCUCUCUAUCACACUCAGACUCCCAUACAACGACGGGCCUCUCUCUCAACACGGUGGCUGCUUGAACUUGGCCGUCUGAAAAUCCAGGGGGUAUCUAUAGCUUGGAGCAGUUUCUGUGGCACUUUCAAAAGAAAAAAAUGAAUAUAUAAUAUAUUUUUGCUACAAAGCUGAGGGAAAGGGGUGAGAUGAUAUUUAUGCGAGCGAGAGUGCAGUGCGGUCACUCCAAACAUGCCCCGCAUAAGGAGUGACCAUGAUGAUGAGGUGCCUGAAAAAACAAAUCUCAAAACUAUGCAACUUGUCAAGUAUUAAGAAUUAUUUUUCAUUGAUGUGUUGUUUUGGUUAACUAUUUACUUUUACAAACUAAAAAAAAAGGAAGUUGACUUUUUAUACUUUUCUGAAAGUAUAUUUGUGUCUUAUGUGUGUUUGUAUGUGUACAUGUAUGUGUGUGUGUGUGUGUGUGUGCGCGUGUGUGUGUUGUUGAGAGAUACUUGAAAGAAGUUUGACGGGCUGCUGGAACCAAACAUUUCUGUUUAUUAUUAUUAUUAUUAUUAUUAUUAUUCUAAUUAUUAUAACUUUAUGUUAAUAAUAUUAUUGUUUUUCUUUCCUUUUUAUUAUUUUAAAAAUGAGACGUUACGAACGUUUACAGUUUGCACUAUACCAUCAUCAUAGCCACAUAUACAAAUGGUAUUUAGCGAAAGACAAGAAGCACUUCAAAACGGACAAAAUUUCAUUAGCGUACGUUUGACCAGGUGAGGAAAAGUGAGAAUGAUGGGUUAGGAAUGAUGAGGAGUGAGGAAGAGAAAAACCCUGUACACACCUGCAUUGUGUUGUUUUUAAUUUUAUAAUUAAACACCAAAGACUUUAAGUUUGUUUUUUUUAACUAUAUACAUAUGUUUUUUUUCUUUUCUUUUUUUUUCCGAGAACAAUCUUUCACAAAGACAUCCAGGUCAAACCCAAGCAAAUGCCCUGAAUGACUGAUCCAUCCCAUAAUAAUUCUCAAUCUUUUGUGCUUUUUUUGCACUGCUGCACUCUCCAUGUGUGUUUAGCCAUCUAAAUGUUAAACACAGCACUUAAACCAACAUUUUUGAGUUUUCUUCUUGCUUUUUUUUGUAAUGAAAAUGAAUGUGCAGCGCUGAUAUUUAAAGAAAUUGGGAGAUGACUUGCUGAAUUAUCUGUUAGGUAUUUAUAAAAUAAUUCACCAAAUAUUGGAAGGACCCUGUAUGACCCAAACAAUGUCACCAUUUUAUUUUACAGAUGUUAAUUUUUUUUUCUCCUAAAAACAGUUAACUGCAAUGUUUUAAAAAAAAAAUGAAGCAACUAUUUAGCAUAAAAAUGCUUAAUACAUGAGAAAAGCUUAUUGUCAGGAUGUGUGUGAAUGCAUACAAAAAAAAACAAUAGUAAGAAAAUAAAUCAAAAAAGAGAAAAAUGUCAAAUCUAGAAAAAAUAAAAAAUAAAAUAUGUGGUAUAUGUUUUUGUUUUUCUUCAUGCAGACAAAAAAAAAUGACACUGAAAGAAGUGGAUUAAGACUAAAAGUAGAUAUAUAUUUUUAUUCUGUAUAUAUGGAAGUUAAAAUACCAAUAUGUUGCAUUGCUUUGUUGUACAAAAAUGUGCUUGUGUUUUUUUAACCUAAUUUAUUUUACAGUAUUUUCCCUAUUUUUUGCUUCACCAUUAAAGUUACAAGGUUGUACACUAAAAUAGAUGUGUUGUUUGUUAUUUUUGGUUGGGAGCAAUUUGGUGCAAAAAGUCCUAGCAUGAAGCCGAAGAUGUGGCCACAGUAAAGAGAUGCUCUGCAUGCUCAAUCCACUUCAGCUCCAUCUACACUUAACUGGACCACAUACCCAACUCACAAAAUGGUCCACACCAAAUAUCACACUAAAAUGCAUCACUUUAAUCUUUUUUUUCACUACAACUUACACUAGCACUUUUUUUUAACUGUCCAGCUAAAUCUAAUGAAGCCUGGUGGAAACUAUUUACUCCUGAUUCCUUCAAUCUUCCAGGGUAAUUAAACAGUACUAUACUCUUAGGAAAAAAUAGUUCCUUAAGGGCUCUUUGGAUUGUUACUGCUUUUAUCUUCAUUAAAGGGCUCUACUUUUUUCUAAAAGAGAAAUGAUCUGUUAUAAGGUUAUCUGGGUUCUCCCAGAGGGAAACUGAGGAAACGUUUAGAGUAUCACUUCAACACAAGAAAUCCUCUAUACUUUUAGAAAAAAAAGUGAAUCUAAAAAAGGUCUUUGGGGGUCCUUGUGGGUAUCCUUAAAAUUCCUGUAUAGAACCUUAAAACUAUCUUUUGUAGAAGCAUUUUAAUUCAAUUCAGUUCAGUUUCAUUUUAAAAAGCACUUUUAACAGUGGACAUUGUCACAAAGCUAAAAUCAUUUUAGCUAAGGACACUUAACAAUCCAAAGAACCAUUGAAGGGCACUUAAAAUGUAUGGUACACUAUAAUUAAAAUGAUUAAAAUGACUAGCAGAAAAAAGUUUCCUCAAGGUCUCUUUAGAUUGUUACCUGUUUUAGAUUUAUAUAGAGGGGUUCUACUUGGUAAAAGGGAAACCGCCUAAGGUUCUACAUAAAACCUUUAAUAGUUCUCGUUAUUCAACCCAAGAAUCCUCCUACUAACUCUACAGUUUUGGAAAAAAAUAAAAAGGUUGAAUUUAGAAAACUUAAGGGCUUAUGGUUGUCCUUCAGGGAAAUCCCUAAAGGCCUGAAUGCGUCCAUAUCAAAAAAGGUUCCAAAUAGAACCACUUUAGAAAGCUAAAAUCCAUUAACUAUCCAGCUACCCAAUGACUAGUACAUUCAUAGAAUAAAAAGUUGCUUAAGGGCUGCUUGGAUCAUUGCCGCUCAUAACUCUAUCAAAGGGUUCUACUUGGUAUAUUUUUCUAAAAGUAUAUCCUUAUACUGUUAUUAGGUUUUACAUAAAUCCUUUAAAGGUUCUCCCAGUGGGACAAACUGAUUAACCAUUUAGAGUAUACAAUCACUUCACAAAAAACCCUAAAAAAUCCUAUUAAGAGAGCUACACAUUUAGAAAAAUGAUUGAAUUUAGAACCCUUAAGCAAUUGUCUUUAGGAACCCUUAAGGUUGUCUUUCUGGGGAAUCCUUAGAGGUAUUAUAUAGUACCUUACAACUGAAUAUCAAAAAGCUUUCCAUGUAGACCCCUUUUAAAAAGCAAUGAACUUGGGAUAGGAACCCCACAGAGACUCUAGAUCUUUUGUAGCCUUAAAUGAAAAUUUUCUAUGUAUGUUUACUAUGGAAAGACUCAUACUAAAGGUACUAAGGAUACUAAUGGUACAAGCAAAAUAUGAUAAGGCCACAUAAACUUAGUUUAAGCCCAAAAAUAUUAGAUUUAUUAGAUUCUUAAAUCUAUAGAUUAGAUUUUUACAUCAAUCUUUGGUUAACAAUGCUAUGGAAACAAAGGGAAGGGGUUCAUAAUACAUUUUCCUCUUUGAAAAUGAUAACAGUCAAAAGUCAGUGAUGUGUGAAAACAAAAGAAGAAAAACAUUGUGUUCUAUUUAGCCAUGAUUGAAAAUAGGCCCCAUAUAUUAGCAUUGGAAACAAUAACCAUGUGCUCUGAGUGCUGAAGGCACCUAUAUACUUGUCUAGUAUAAAUGUGUUGUACUAGUUUAGGCAACAUGGCUUUAAUAGUAGCACACUGCAACUUCAAAGGAGCUCCUCAAUUAUAAAAAAAUCUCCAGUGGCCACUAAGGAAACAGUCCCAAACCACAUACGAGGAGGAUGACAGUUUACAUGUUAAAUUGGCAUGAUUAUCUGCACACAAAACCAGAUGGCUACUAUAUUAAGAGUUUUGCAUGCAAAAGUUGAGCGAAGCCGUGGUGGUUCGUAGGAAGUGAACUAGCCAUGCCAGUCUUCUAGCCACUGAUCAAACAGCGCUGACACACUUCAAAACAUCCUCUUGAGGAAGACGAACACCCAAACACACACACACAUACACGCACACGUGCAAAACAUAACAUUUAUAAAACUGACACAUAGGCAGUUAGUGCAGCUAGCUUAAGAUGGUAUAAGGCAAUGUUUCUUAGCGACUGCUUAAAAAUAGAGCUGCCUUAAGCUAAUGACAGAGGGGGACACCGAAAUGGCUGACAGAUGAUAAUACUCCUUCAGGAGCCGAUCAAAGGGCACGACAAACCAAAUGUGCAGGAGUUCCCUUUGAGGAAAGGACUGUGCAGGCAGGAGACCACAGGAUGGUCAUUCAUUUAGAGUACACACUCGUUCCCACACAAUUUAAUUCUCCUCAGCAUGCUAAGAGUUACAGCAACAAUCAGUAUAGUGCUGCUUUUUGUGAAAAAGAAAAAGCCUCAGUUCAUUAGUUUUGACGGCUCUGGUUCUGGAGGUUUUCUCUCAGAGACAUUAUAUGGUGUUAUGCUGUAGACUUUGUUCAUCAACCUAAUUAGAGUUGAUUGUAUUUGUUAAACAGUUUCAGUGUCUUGACCUCAGUCUCAACAAAAAUAAAGCAGUGGAAUACAUUGGUUUGGCAUCAUUCAUACUGGCUGAAACUGCAGGCCAACAAUACCUGUGAACAUCGGCUGACAAUGAGAAUCUGAAUAUAAGUCUAAAUUGGGAAAGUAGAGGAAACAAUGGCAGUUUGUGUGUAUGUGUGUUUGAGGAGGGGGAGCGGGGGUGUUGUGCAAGGUGUUGGUUCAACAUCCCAAACAAAGCAAAGAUGAAUGAUCUACACAGUGCUUGAAGACACACACUGUAAUUACAUGACAUGGUUGCUAACAGCAGCCAGGAUUUUGGAAACUUUUACAAGCAUAAGCUAAGUGGAUCCAGUUUGUACAGUAUUAGAAAAAAUCAUUUGGGAUAUGUUUCAUUUGGCAGCUGGCAAUGGGA
Pangasianodon hypophthalmus (striped catfish) is the source of this 6815-nucleotide messenger RNA. It is a transcript of the gene inhbaa, whose product is annotated as inhibin subunit beta Aa. Gene Ontology annotation, molecular function: growth factor activity; cytokine activity. Gene Ontology annotation, biological process: SMAD protein signal transduction; BMP signaling pathway. Lineage: Eukaryota; Metazoa; Chordata; Actinopteri; Siluriformes; Pangasiidae. Bases 593 to 1786 code for a protein of 397 amino acids. Gene Ontology annotation, cellular component: extracellular region. The record is from RefSeq and is a predicted model, not a curated record. The transcript is spliced from 2 exons.